Parnassius apollo (apollo) is the source of this 2742-nucleotide messenger RNA. The record is from the annotation of a GenBank genome assembly. NCBI's taxonomy places the organism in Eukaryota, Metazoa, Arthropoda, Insecta, Lepidoptera, Papilionidae.
AUGUGCAUUUAUGAAGAUCAGAUAGGCAAAUUCGAUUGGCGUCAAACUUACGUUGGAAGAAUAAAAUUCGCUCAAUUUGAUACAGUUUCAACUGCCAAGAAGCUCAUAGUAGCUACGGAGGAGAAUGUAUUAGCUGCCCUGCAUUUGAAAACUGGGCAGGUUGUGUGGCGGCAUGUGUUCGAAAGUGCCUCAACAGGCAAUAUACAACUAUUGCAUGUCAGUGACAAAAUUGUUACAGUCUCUGGGUCUAAUCCUUACCUUGUGAGGGGUUGGGAUUCUGGUACCGGAGUACUUUUAUGGGAAUGGUCAUUAACACUUCAAGAUAAUGACAAUGCUGACUUCUCCGAGUGGUGGGUGCAACAGGGGUUAUUGGUACACAUGUUACCUGCUUUCAACUCCCAUAUAGAAGUAACUAUGUACAAUUUGUUAACGGGACACAACCGUGGUGCAACAUCUAAGCUACCAGCUCCUUGGAUCAAUGAAGGAUGUGUUCUAACACCACCAUUUUACAGUUGCAUAUCUGGCAAUGUGGGUGCUCAACGCUUACUAUCAGUAGAUGUCACAUCUAAUGCUGUACAGAUCAUUAGUAAACCAUUGUUUGACUACAUAAGUUUAGACAUAUUUGAAGGCAAUCUAAGGCCACUAGAUGCGAAUAGUGCUGUACCAGGGUUCAUUAUUGACGAUAAGAAGAUUGUAUUGAUCAAGAACAAUGACUUUGAACUGCUCAGUGUAAAUGUUGCUGAUGAAUCUGCUAGCGCUUCUAUAAUUGAUGGCUCUAAUGGAGCAUUGUUGUUGCAAGCUUGGACUGAUAAGAUAUUGGGCUUCUCUCUCAUAGCACACAAUGUAAAUUCAGGCCAAGAAGUAUCAGAGUUAAAGUGUUCGGACCGUAACCUUCGUAUCCCAGAGGCAGAAAUAGCGGCAGUUAUGUGCACAAGGACGGCUAAAGAGCAUCAUGCUUGUAGGAUUUUGGUCAACGGAGCAGAUGACGCAAUUCACCUCAUGCAGCAAGGAGGUCGAGUGCUCUGGACACGUGAAGAAGCCCUCGCCAAUGUAGUAGCAGCUGAGUUCGUAGAUCUACCAGUGUCCGAAACCGAAGCGACGAUUGAGUCUGAGUUCGAUCAGAAAGAAGGUUCUAUCUGGGCAGCAUUCUCCAGACGCCUUCAGACCCAGUUUCAGCAGUUACAAACUCUACUGCACAGUUUCCAGCACAGAGACCGGAUGGUGGAGAAUUCUAACAGCAAUAAUUUAGUCCGCGAUUAUUUUAAUCUUCAUAAAAUACUGGUGUUAGUGACUGACGUUGGGAAGAUUAUAGGCAUGGACAACUUAUCUGGAGAAAUACUGUGGCGGCGGUACGAGCCCAGCUUGGACGCGGAGUCAGUGGGCGUGUUCACGAGGAGGACCGCGUGGCAUCCGCCAUACGACGCAUACCUCACUAUCGUCGGAAAACACGAGGAAACAGGCAACGGCCUAAUCAUAAGUUUGAACCCCAUAAAUGGUGAGCUUGUUGGUGAACGCUUUCUCCAACUGGACGCACGGUUGCUCCAGUGCGCAAUGUUACACCGUGCCGAUGAAGAGAAGCUACACGGUCUCGCAGUGCUCUAUGAAGACGAGAAUAUACAGGUGUUCCCCGUUUCAUCAGAGCGCUUAGUGAAGGACAUGUAUAUAUACGUAGCAGAUAGAGAAACAGCUAAAGUACAGGGUUACGCGCUCAAGUACGACGGCAAGUCCGCGUACGCGCAGAAAAUUUGGUCGGUGGCGCUGGGCGGGGCAGGGGCCGCGGGCCACCGCAUCGUGGCGGCGGCGGCGCGCAGUCGCCUCGAGCGCACGCACUCGCCGGGCCGCGCGCUGGCCGACCGCAGCGUGCUCUACAAGUACACCAACCCCAACCUCGUGCUCUUCCUCACCGAGGGACCCGAUCCCGUGCACAAAGAGGUGGUGCGCGCGGUGGCGGUGGACGUGGCGUCGGGCGCUGUCGCGGCAGCGACGUCGCACCGGCGCGCGCGUGCGCUGCCGCUGGCCGUGCACGCCGACAACUGCCUCGCCUACCUCUACCGCAGCGACAAGCAUCGCCGCCUUGAGAUAGCGACGAUGGAGCUGUACGAGGGCAAGGAGCGGUGGCUGCCCGCGGGCGCGGCGUUCAGUUCGUUUGCGUCGGAGCGCGCGCCGGCCGUGCAGCGGCAGGCGUACAUCCUGCCCGCCGCCGCCACCGCUGCCGCACCCACCGUCACCGAGCGCUCGCUCACCGACCGCCAUCGGCAGGCGUACAACCUGCCCGCUGGCACCACCGCCGCCGCACCCACAAUCACCGAGCGCUCGCUCACCGACCGCCAUGUGCUCUUGGCACUGACAACCGGCGCGAUAGUGGAGAUCCCGUGGGCAUUUCUGGACCCGCGGCGGCCCGCGAUGCCCACUGCCGAACAGCGUGAGGAGGGCCUGCUGCCGUACGUGCCCGAGCUGCCGCUGCCCGCCGACGCGGUGCUCAACUACAACCGCACCGUGCACCGCGUGAGCGCUCUCUACACGCACCCCGCCGGCAUCGAGUCCACCAGCCUCGUGCUCGCCACCGGCCUCGGUGAGUGUGCGCGCAUAGUUCGCGAAUGUACACGUACCCCGCUGGCAUCGAGUUCACCAGUCCCGUGCUCGCCACCGGCCUCGGUGAGUGUGUGCGCACAGUGCGCGAGUAUACACGUACCCCGCCGGCAUCGAGUCCACCAGCCCCGUACUCGCCACCGGCCUCGGUGA